AUGGAUGGUGUUAAACCUAUUCAAACACCAAUAAGUACUUCUGGUGACAUAUCUUAUGAUCGUAGUACCUUAUUAACUGAUGCUACUGAAUAUCGUAGCAUUGUUGGAUCCUUACAAUAUUUGACAUUUACUCGUCCUGAUUUGGCGUAUGUUGUUAAUAAGGUAUGUCAUUUUAUGCAUGCACCCACUGUUUUUCACUGGAGUCUGGUAAAGCGUAUACUUCGUUAUCUUAAAAACACGUCUACCUUUGGCAUACUUCUUCGACCAUAUCCUUCUCUACAAUUAUCUUUCAGUGCAUAUGUUGAUUCAGAUUGGGCUGGUUCUCUUGAAGAUCGACGUACUAGUGGUUAUUGUAUUUUCUUGGGUGGUAAUAUUAUUUCUUGGAGUGCUCGUAAGCAGAAAAAAAUAUCUCGUUCAAGUACUGAAGCAGAAUAUAGGGGACUUGCAAUUGCUACUGCUGAAAUUAUGUGGAUUUAA
Messenger RNA from Papaver somniferum (opium poppy), 477 nucleotides. RefSeq lists its product as uncharacterized. NCBI's taxonomy places the organism in Eukaryota, Viridiplantae, Streptophyta, Magnoliopsida, Ranunculales, Papaveraceae. The coding region runs from base 1 to 477 and encodes 158 amino acids. The transcript has a single exon. The record is from RefSeq and is a predicted model, not a curated record.